AAACUGUUUUACUUGCAAUGCUCGGUGAAAGCAGUGAUAUAACUUCCCGUGAAACGUUAACUCCAGUAUUUCAUGAACCAGAAUCAUUUGAUUUCUUUUCCUCAGAGCUACCCGACAUUGGGUCAUCUGAUUUAUUUAAUCCACAAGAGAGACAUAUAAACCCUAAAUCAAUAGAUUUAGAUAUUGCUAAUGCAUUAUCUAUAUUAGAAAAUAUGUCUGAUUGUGAGGCAGAAGAUAUUGAACAGACUGCACCGUCGCCAUCAUCAGUAGCAGAAGAAUCAUGGGGAGAGCCGACACAACAAUCACCUGUUUAUGAUAGUGAUGAUGAUGAUGACGACGACAUGGCUCGAGAGGCCUUAUCCAAAAUGUUGGCAAUUUAUUCAUAG
Scutellospora calospora is the source of this 386-nucleotide messenger RNA. Lineage: Eukaryota; Fungi; Glomeromycota; Glomeromycetes; Diversisporales; Gigasporaceae. The record is from the annotation of a GenBank genome assembly.